This is a messenger RNA of Rosa chinensis, 2608 nucleotides long. RefSeq names its product ankyrin repeat-containing protein At5g02620. The transcript has 6 exons. The coding region runs from base 592 to 2478 and encodes 628 amino acids. Gene Ontology annotation, molecular function: protein binding. NCBI's taxonomy places the organism in Eukaryota, Viridiplantae, Streptophyta, Magnoliopsida, Rosales, Rosaceae. The record is from RefSeq and is a predicted model, not a curated record.
UUUUGCAUAGGAUAGUGCACAAAUUAUACAAACGAUAAGUACAGUUGGUUAAAUUAGCAAAUAAUGAUUUUGAGUAUGGACAAUUUAGUCAUAUAAUUUUGUAAUAAUUGCAGGAAAUUGGGAGGGAAAGUGGAUCCUAGGGUGGGUGGGGGAGCACCAGUUUCCUCCUCUUUUUCCAUUCCUUUGGGAAUCAUUUUCCCUUCCUUGGCCAUCUGAAAUCCAGGAAAGAAAUUUCCCAAUACCAUGAUUCCGCAAAACUAUGAACUGGCCUCAAAGCUUUCCCACUAUGAACUAGUUUACAAACUAGCGAGCUUUAUGGCCUAUAAUCUAUGAGGAGAUUGGUCUUCUGAGUCUAGGAUAGCGAGCUCCUCCAUAUAAUUGACUCUAAAUUUCUUGCAGUAGUCUAUACGUUUUAUUUAUUUAUUUAUUUUUUGAUGAAGUAGUCUAUACGUUGAUCCAUGACUAAUUUCAGUCCCUUGUAUAAAUGCGCUUCAGAUGUCCACUGAGUAAUCAUAAGUGAGCUUUGCUUGAGGCUUGGAGAGUGAUACUUGCUGCUUUACCACCGUUUCAUAUCGAUCUGUGCACGCCAGUAUGUGUACACAAUUUGUUCAAUUUGGAACCAUAUCUAUCCCACAACAUGUACCACCUCCUGGGAUUCAAUUACCCACCGCAAAGGGUGAUCCAGGAACUGGUGGGCUAGAGAACCAAUCUUCAAAUUUCACCACCAUCGACAUUUUGGCAGAUCUACCUAAAUCUAGGACGCCUUCACUUCAUCUACUGGAACACAAAAAUAGAGAUCUAUACCUUAUGAAAUGCGUGCCUCUCUAUAAGUAUGCACUAAAAGGUGAUUGGGAAGCUGCUGAACAAAUCUUGAAAAAAGAUCGAACACUUUUGAGUGCUAGCAUAUCAAGAGGGUGGGACACUGUUCUUCAUAUUGCAGCAGGAGCAAGACAUGUUCACUUUGUGGAGAAACUGGUUGAAAUCAUGGACAAAGAACACUUGGCACUCCAAGACAUAAAUGGAAACACUGCGUUAUGUAUUGCUGCCGCGGCAGGAUCAGUAGACAUUGUCCAAAUUUUGAUAAAACAUAAUGAUUCCUUGCUGACAAUUCGAGGAGGUCAGAAAAUGACACCACCCUAUAUGGCUGCUGUGUUAGGACAGUCAGAAAUGGCAUGGUACCUGUACCCUAAAAGUAAAAAGAUGAUGGAGAAGACAGACCUUGAGAACUUGUUUUUUUCGUGCAUCAACAAUGGUUUAUAUGAUUUAGCUUUACAGUUGCUAGAUACUGAUAGAGCAUUAGCCAAGGCACGUACUAAUCGGCCGAAAAAUAAAACCGCCCUACAUAUCUUGGCUCGAAGGCCUUCAGUAUUUGGGAGUCAAAGUCCAGGAAUGUGGGGUAGACUCAUGAAAUCAUUCCUCCCAGGUUUUAAGUAUGCAUUCAAAAGAAAUUUAAAUCAAGCUGAUAAAGCACUUCACCUAGUCCAACGCCUUUGGGAAGAAAUUUUGAAAGACGAGCAUGAUGACGUGAUGAGGUUGAUCAAAUAUCCCUCUAAUUUAAUAUUUGAUGCAACAGAAUUAGGGAAUUAUGAGUUCCUGGCAGCGCUUAUGAGCUCUUAUCCUGAGUUAGUAUGGGAAACUGAUGAAAAAAAUCGAACUAUAAUCCAUGUUGCAGUUUUGCAUCGUCAUGCAAGUAUCUUCAAUCUAGUGCAUGAGAUAGGCUCAAUCAAGGAUGUCAUAGUGACUUACGAGGAUGAUCAGGGUAAUAAUAUAGUGCAUAUGGUUGCAAAAGCAGCACCUCAAAACCAACUGAAUUUGAUGUCGGGCGUAGCUCUUCAAAUGCAGCGAGAGUUAGUAUGGUUUGAGGAAAUAAAGAAGAUUGUGCAACCUCAAUAUAUAGAGAUGGAAAACAAGAAAGGAAAAACACCUCAAGAAUUAUUCACUGAAGAGCAUAAGACGUUAACGCGUCAAGGAGAAAAAUGGAUGAAGGACACUGCAACUUCAUGCUUGCUUGUUGCCACUAUUAUUGCAACUGUUGUGUUUUCAGCUGCAUUUAGUAUACCAGGUGGCGCAGAUGAUCAUACUGGCAAGCCAAACUUUUUGAAAGAGAAAGCUUUUUUAUACUUUAUCAUAGCCGACGGAGUGGCACUCUUUUCCUCUUCAACUGCAAUGCUGAUGUUCUUGUUCAUCCUUACCUCUCGGUAUGCAGAAAAUGAUUUCCUCAAGUCCUUGCCCUUGAAGUUGAUGGUAGGACUCACUUGCCUCUUCAUCUCAAUAGCAUCUAUGAUGAUGGCUUUCAGCACCGCCUUUUAUUUGUCUUGUCAAUAUGGAUCAAGAUGGGUUCCAAAUCUUACAUUUUUCUUUGCAAUUGUGCCUGUUGCUUUAUAUGCAUUUCUACAAUUCCCUCUUGUGUUUGAUAUGUCCUCCUCCACAUUUUGUUCAAGUCUUUUAUUUCAGCCAUGGAAACAAAUGAUAUACUAGAUAGUCGGGCUUAAAUGCUCUACAUAUUCUACAUAGUUAAACCUUUGGUCCCUAGCUCUACAAUAAUGAAGUUAUUUAUUCCAACUAGAAUGAAGUUGUAAUUACAAAUUGAUCAUCUAUGCUAAACAUU